Messenger RNA from Aspergillus niger, 408 nucleotides. RefSeq lists its product as uncharacterized. The coding region runs from base 1 to 408 and encodes 135 amino acids. The transcript is spliced from 6 exons. Gene Ontology annotation, molecular function: catalytic activity. Lineage: Eukaryota; Fungi; Ascomycota; Eurotiomycetes; Eurotiales; Aspergillaceae. The record is from RefSeq and is a predicted model, not a curated record. Gene Ontology annotation, biological process: nucleotide metabolic process.
AUGUCUUCCGCUGCCUGCAUCUUCUGCAAGAUCAUCAAGGGUGAUAUCCCUUCUUUCAAGCUCUUCGAGAGCGACAAGGUCUUUGCCUUCCUCGACAUUCAACCCCUUAGCCGUGGACACGCUCUCGUGAUCCCCAAGUUCCACGGUGCCAAGCUCACCGACAUCCCCGACGAAGAUCUUCAGGAAAUCCUGCCCGUCGCGAAGAAGAUCGCCAAGGCCACCGGCGCCGAGGACUUCAACGUCCUUCAGAACAAUGGUCGCAUAGCGCACCAGGUAGUCGAUCAUGUUCACUUCCACAUGAUUCCCAAGCCUAACGAGAAGGAAGGUCUCGGUAUCGGCUGGCCCGCUCAGGAAUCCGAUAUGGACAAGCUGAAGGCUCUGUUCGAGGAAAUCAAGGCUAAGAUGUAA